Nothobranchius furzeri (turquoise killifish) is the source of this 2921-nucleotide messenger RNA. RefSeq names its product solute carrier family 7 member 10a (gene slc7a10a). Lineage: Eukaryota; Metazoa; Chordata; Actinopteri; Cyprinodontiformes; Nothobranchiidae. Gene Ontology annotation, molecular function: L-amino acid transmembrane transporter activity; neutral L-amino acid transmembrane transporter activity. The record is from RefSeq and is a predicted model, not a curated record. Gene Ontology annotation, biological process: amino acid transmembrane transport; D-serine transmembrane transport; D-alanine transmembrane transport. Gene Ontology annotation, cellular component: membrane.
GGGUUGGGAAUGCGGCGCAUGCGCACGUCCCCCCUCAGACCAUCCGUCCAGGAUAUUACGAGGGUACCCAGGAGAGUGGAGCGUGAUUCAGUCCACAGAGUCGGAACCGGACCGAGGCGGCGAGGAAGCGCAUUUUCCAACCGGAGGAGAUGGAUGACAAAGGGAAGAGGAAGGAUGAAAACGCAAACGACGACGACAAAGUCACGCUGAAGAAAGAAAUAGGACUUUUGAGCGCGUGCGCUAUUAUCAUCGGGAACAUCAUUGGCUCUGGGAUUUUCAUCUCACCUAAAGGUGUGUUGGAGCAUGCAGGCUCAGUGGGACUGUCACUCAUCGUCUGGGUCUGUGGAGGAGGGAUUUGUGCACUUGGGUCCCUGUGCUAUGCUGAACUCGGUGUUACAAUCCCUAAGUCUGGAGGAGACUAUUCAUAUGUGACGGAAAUAUUUGGUGGGCUUGUGGGCUUCCUGUUGUUAUGGAGUGCUGUCCUCAUCAUGUACCCAACCACACUGGCCGUCAUUGCUCUCACCUUUUCCAAUUACGUCCUGCAGCCUGCUUUUCAGAACUGCCUCCCUCCGUUCGUCGCCACCAAACUCCUUGCCACCAUCUGUGUCUUGUUCCUGACCUGGGUGAACUGUUCCAGUGUGCGCUGGGCGACAAGGAUUCAGGAUAUUUUCACUGUGGGGAAACUUCUGGCUCUAGCGCUCAUCAUCGUGGUUGGACUCGUCCAGAUCUUUAAAGGUCACUACGACGCCCUCCAGCCCAGUGUGGCCUUUGAGUUCAGUCAGGACCCCUCAGUGGGGCAGAUAGCUCUAGCCUUCCUCCAGGCCUCCUUCGCUUACAGUGGUUGGAAUUUCCUCAACUAUGUUACAGAGGAGGUCGUGGAGCCACGCAAGAACCUGCCCCGUGCCAUCUACAUCUCAAUCCCUCUGGUGACCCUGGUCUACACAAUGACCAACAUUGCUUACUUCACCUCCAUGACUCCAGAGGAGCUGCUCAGCUCCAACGCCGUGGCGGUGACGUUUGGGGAGAAACUGCUGGGCGUGUUUUCUUGGGCGAUGCCAAUCUCUGUGGCUUUGUCCACUUUUGGAGGCAUUAAUGGAUACUUGUUCACGUCCUCCAGGUUGUGUUUCUCGGGAGCCAGGGAAGGUCAUCUGCCCUAUCUGCUGGCUAUGAUCCACCGGAAAAACUGCACACCCAUCCCUGCCCUGCUGCUCUGUUGCAUUGCCACCAUACUCAUCCUGUGUAUUGGAGAGACGCACAACCUGAUCAACUAUGUGUCCUUCAUUAACUACCUGUCCUAUGGGGUGACCAUCGCUGGCCUGCUCUACCUACGGAAGACCAGACCCAACCUGGCCAGACCUAUCAAGGUGAACAUCUUGGUCCCGAUCAGCUACCUGAUCUUCUGGGCCGUGCUGCUGGGCUUUAGUUUGUACUCGGAGCCGGUGGUGUGUGGCCUUGGGAUGGUCAUCAUGCUGACCGGAGUCCCUGUUUUCUUUAUCGGGGUUCAGUGGAAAGAAAAACCCAGAUGGGUUUAUCGGCUGGUUGAAAAGGCAACGUACCUGGGUCAGAAGGUGUUUUUUGUAGUGUUUCCACAGGAAGACUCCUCAGAGACUGAACCCCUCACUGCCAAAGCCACGGACUGAGCAGCGAGGUCACCCAGGCCGUCUCCACCUGCAUUCCUGGUUCUUGUCUUUAGGUUUUCAAAUUGUUUAUCUCGGCCACCUGUAAAAUAAAUGGAUUCAUUUAUGUUCUUGCACAGGUGCCACUUGAAUGAGUCUGUGGUGAACUCCCAAGUUAAAAAAAAAUACUUUUGAAAUGAUUAUGCAAGCAAAUUCUGCACUUUGCCAUAUUUUUAUUACUACCGCUGCUGACUUGAGCACUUUUACACUAAUUAUUCACAUAAUGUUGCUUCUAAGUCAGCUGUAGAGGUGUUUCUGCUCUGCUUGGCUCCAGAUUCUGGGCAUUGUUCCAUGCAUAACAUCCUGUUGUUUUUCCUUCGGUCUUUUGCCUUUGGUGCCUUCUAUAAUAUUUGUCUGGUGCGGUUAGAUUUGCUGCUCAGAACAGAGAUGGAUCAACUAUCUUAGCUGUAUUACUGCCACACAUGAAGGCCGGUGGUAUGUCCAGUCGUUGACCUCACCUUGUGUUCGUUGCUCUGUGAAUGUCACUGUGACCCCUCUAAUGAUGCUUCGCCAGCCAGGACGUUACUGUUACUACCAGACCUGAGUUUUAACGUGUUUUGAUACGGUACUUACCAUUAGCGUGUUGUUGCGUAACUUUAAUCCACACUGACAGAAAGAAGGGCAGCUGAUGCUGGAUGUGUAGUUGUGCAUCGCAGACUCGCUGAUCCUGUUUAAAUCAGCCGACUAAUGACAGUAUCCAUGCUGUUGUGUUGACUCUUCACCACUUCUUGUAUUUGAGUCUUGUUUGUUGACUUAUUGACGGACUACGGUCCAGCUGAAACAGGAAGCUGGGUGUAAAUUUUACUGGUCAAACCACCUUUAACGCAGCUGUUGUGCUGCUGCCUUUACCAAGUCUGGUCAUUUUGUCCCAGGAGAUAUUAGCACCUCUGAAUUAGCCGUGUGUGUCAUGAAUCCAACAAAGCAAAACGGGUUUGGGUUUUUAAAGCAUGUCAACCAGAAAGUUGGCUCUGGAAUGAGACUUAUGGUGCCUAAAGGUGCUGGUAGGUUUUUGUGCAUCAGAGCCAUGAAGAGACCCGUUUGUCUGUCGCCUCCAUGCGCUUGCUAGUUCUGACAUUUGUAAAUACUGUGUAAAGAAAAUGAAAAGUGCCAGGACCUCCUACGACCAUCACAUUCCUCACAUGUUGGGAGAUCUCCAUCCUGUGAGAUUUAUACGCGCACCUGUCUGAAGUUGUGCAAUGAUAACAAUGUAAUUGUUCAUUAAAAUAGCAACUUCUAAGAAGCAAA